Molecule: messenger RNA, 225 nt
Organism: Penicillium angulare
Lineage: Eukaryota; Fungi; Ascomycota; Eurotiomycetes; Eurotiales; Aspergillaceae
Product: MAP kinase SakA
Exons: 2
Coding region: 1-225 (74 amino acids)
Source: RefSeq, a predicted model, not a curated record
AUGCUUGUUUUCGACCCAACAACAAGGAUUGACGCUUGCAAUACCUUAUUGGACCCAUUUAUAGCUGCCUAUAAUGACCCCUCAGAUGAGCCCGCUGCAAAAAAUAAGUUUGAUUGGAGCUUUGGUGAAGACCAGCGAGACUUGGAAGCAUGGAAAUUCAUGAUACUCUCGGAAGCUUUGGACUUUUGUUUCGUUGAACCCGCGGUGGAGAGUUUGGCUUCGUAA